Linderina pennispora is the source of this 782-nucleotide messenger RNA. Its product is annotated as ribosomal protein S3. Gene Ontology annotation, molecular function: structural constituent of ribosome; RNA binding. Gene Ontology annotation, biological process: translation. The transcript is spliced from 2 exons. NCBI's taxonomy places the organism in Eukaryota, Fungi, Kickxellomycota, Kickxellomycetes, Kickxellales, Kickxellaceae. Gene Ontology annotation, cellular component: cytosolic small ribosomal subunit; nucleus. The record is from RefSeq and is a predicted model, not a curated record. Bases 1 to 765 code for a protein of 254 amino acids.
AUGGCUUCCCAGAUCGCGAAAAAGAAGAAGUUUGUUGCCGACGGUGUUUUCUACGCUGAGCUGAACGAGUUCUUCCAGCGUGAGCUCGCUUCCGAGGGUUACUCUGGCUGCGAGGUCCGCGUCACCCCGGCCCGCACCGAGAUCAUCAUCCGUGCCACCCACACCCAGGACGUGCUUGGUGUCAAGGGUCGCCGCAUCCGCGAGCUGACCUCGAUUGUCCAGAAGCGCUUCAACUUCCCCGAGGGCACCGUCGAGCUCUACGCCGAGAAGGUCGCUGCCCGCGGUCUGUGCGCCGUCGCCCAGUGCGAGUCGCUCAAGUUCAAGCUCCUCCAGGGUCUUGCUGUCCGCCGCGCUGCCUACUCCGUCGUCCGCUACGUCAUGGAGUCCGGCGCCAAGGGUUGCGAGGUCGUUGUCUCGGGUAAGCUGCGCGCUGCUCGUGCCAAGGCUAUGAAGUUCAGCGAGGGCUUCAUGGUCCACUCGGGUAACCCCGCCAAGGAGUACAUCGACUACGCCGUGCGCCACGUCGACAUGAAGCAGGGUGUCCUUGGUAUCAAGGUCAAGAUCAUGCUUGACUGGGACCCCACCGGUCGCGUUGGCCCCAAGAACCCGCUGCCCGACCUGGUCACCAUCCUCAGCAACGACAAGGAGGACGAGCAGGUCAUCACUGGCCCCGUCUCCGAGUCCAAGCUCCCGGUUGCCGCCGAGGAGGCUGCUCCCGCUGCUGAGGCUCCUGCCGCCGAGGCUGCCCCUGUUGAGGCUUUCUAAAAAAUUUAAUAAGAAAU